Molecule: messenger RNA, 2017 nt
Organism: Camponotus floridanus (Florida carpenter ant)
Lineage: Eukaryota; Metazoa; Arthropoda; Insecta; Hymenoptera; Formicidae
Gene: CCT2
Product: T-complex protein 1 subunit beta
Exons: 7
Coding region: 143-1750 (535 amino acids)
Biological process (GO): protein folding
Cellular component (GO): cytosol; chaperonin-containing T-complex
Molecular function (GO): ATP-dependent protein folding chaperone; ATP hydrolysis activity; ATP binding
Source: RefSeq, a predicted model, not a curated record
GCUGUCUGAAUUGUGAAUGAUUACAUUUGUCGCCAUUGCCUCUGUUCAUUCGAGGAACGUACGACGAUCGUUUUCAUUUCUCUACGAAAUUUGCGUGAUUCUCUUGCAGAAAAAUAUAAAACGUUCCUCAUAUUAAUUUACAAUGGUCUCCUUGAAUCCAGUGCGGAUCCUUAAACAUGAAGCUGGAGAAGAAAAGGCAGAGAUUGCUAGAUUAAGCUCGUUUGUUGGAGCCAUAGCUAUUGGAGAUCUAGUGAAAUCCACCCUGGGUCCUAAGGGUAUGGAUAAAAUACUUGUAUCUCAUGGAAGAUCCGCAGGGCAAGUACAAGUUACUAACGAUGGUGCUACCAUCCUUAAGAGUAUCGGCGUUGAUAAUCCUGCUGCUAAAAUUUUGGUAGACAUGUCUCGUGUUCAAGAUGAUGAAGUAGGAGAUGGCACUACUUCGGUCACUGUUCUUGCUGCUGAACUCUUACGAGAAGCAGAAAAAUUGAUUGAAAACCAAAAGAUUCACCCGCAGACUAUUAUCAGUGGGUGGAGAAACGCUACCAAUGUAGCAAUGGAAGCUCUAACUAAUGCAUCAGCAAACAAUUCGGCGGACCCUGAACGUUUCCGUGAGGAUUUACUGAGCAUCGCACGUACAACAUUGAGCUCCAAGAUCUUAUCGCAACAUAAGGAACAUUUUAGCAAACUCUCAGUUGACGCGGUGUUACGACUUAAGGGUUCCGGUAAUUUGUCUGCUAUUCAAAUUAUAAAGAAACGUGGCGCGACACUCGCUGAUUCGUUCUUGGAUGAAGGCUUCUUAUUGGAUAAAAAGCCUGGCGUUCAUCAACCACAAAAAGUUAGCGACGCAAAAAUACUUAUCGCUAAUACACCUAUGGACACAGACAAAAUUAAGGUAUUUGGUUCCAGAGUUCGCGUGGAUUCGAUGGCAAAAAUUGCAGAAUUAGAAGCUGCGGAGAAAGAAAAGAUGAAGGAUAAGGUCGACAAGAUCUUGAAGCAUGGAUGCAACGUUUUCAUCAAUAGACAAUUGAUUUACAAUUAUCCAGAACAAUUGUUUGCCGAUGCUGGAAUUAUGGCUAUCGAGCAUGCAGAUUUCGACGGUAUCGAGAGACUAGCACUCGUUACCGGCGGCGAAAUAGUCAGUACUUUUGACAAUCCAGAUUUAGUCAAGCUUGGAAAGUGCGAUCUUAUCGAGCAGGUCAUGAUAGGAGAAGAUACACUUCUGAGAUUCUCCGGAGUUUCAUUAGGUGAAGCAUGCACCAUUGUUAUUCGUGGUGCGACCCAGCAGAUCAUCGAUGAAGCUGAGAGGUCGUUACACGACGCACUCUGCGUCUUGACCGCUACAGUGCGCGAGUCGAGGAUAGUCUAUGGCGGCGGAUGCAGCGAGAUGAUCAUGGCUUGUGCCGUUAUGCGCGCGGCCGCUUCCACGCCAGGUAAGGAAGCUGUUGCAAUGGAAGCAUUCGCACGGGCGUUGCAGCAAUUGCCAACCGUUAUCGCUGACAAUGCUGGCUAUGACUCUGCGCAACUAAUUAGUGAACUGAGAGCUGCGCAUAAUUCCGGUAACAACACCAUGGGAUUAGAUAUGGAAUUGGGUAAAAUUGGUUGCAUGAAGCGUCUAGGAAUCACCGAAUCUUGGGUAGUAAAAAGACAAGUUCUCGUGAGCGCAGCCGAAGCAGCGGAAAUGAUAUUGCGUGUAGAUAAUAUUUUGCGCGCGGCUCCUAGAAAACGCACUCAAGAUAGAGGACGUUGUUAAUCGUUAUUUAAAAAUAAAGAAUUUUUAUUUUUCGCUUCGGUUUGCGAUACUUUCACAUGCUAUUACCAUUGCCAUUACUUAUUCAUGCAAUCUCUAAAAUUAACAUGUUUAAAUAAAAAGAUCUUUAAUACUAUUAAAUUACUAUUAUUAAAGUAUUAUUUCAUUGCACAUUAGUUUCUCUUUUCAUGAUGCUAUAUGAUAUUUGAUACUAAUGUACUAAUUAUCACAGUAAGCAGAAUAUAUCAUCCAUAUUGCUUUAAAUAUGUG